AAUCGGAAUAGGUUAAAAAACAGCUUCGACUCUCACUUUAAAAGGAGAAGAAGAAGAACAACAAAAUAAAACCUCCUCCAACAAUGCAGAGUCGGCACUUUUUACCAUUAGUUAGGUUUUUCUUCCCACUUUAGUCUGCAGCAUAUUUUCACUCUCUUUCCGUUUCCCUGCUUGUUCCUGUGCGGGUGUUUCGUUGAAGGAUUCUUCUCCACCCGAAAGAUGAAGCUGAAGCAACUAGAAGGCCUCCUUGGUGAGCUUCAACAGUUCUCCAACCCAAAGGUGGAGCUGGAGCAAUACCCUACUGGACCGCACAUUGCCUCUCGCAUGCUCUUCACUGCCGAGAAUUCUUUUGAGGAUGUGAGCAACAAGGUAGUGGCUGAUUUCGGUUGUGGCUGUGGUACAUUAGGUGCUGCGGCAGCUCUCUUGGGUGCGGAACAUGUUAUGGGCAUCGACAUUGAUUCACAAGCUCUUGAAUUAGCAUCAAUAAAUGCAGAGGAUCUUGAGCUGGACAUUAAUUUUAUUCAGUCUGACAUCAAGAACUUAGGAUGGAGAGGUCAAAUUGUUGAUACUGUUGUAAUGAAUCCUCCAUUUGGGACCCGGAAGAAGGGCGCUGAUAUGGAUUUUCUGUGUGUGGCUCUGAAGGUUGCUUCUCAAGCAGUUUAUUCCUUGCAUAAGACCUCAACAAGAGAUAGAAGCGUUUCCUGUAUUAGAUACUUGGAGGGGUUGGAGACGAUUUCUGAUGUUGGCGUAUGUGUAUACCAUAAGCAUAUCAAAAGGGUAGCCUUGCGGGACUUAAAUGCUAGCAGUGCGGAGGUUUUAUGUGAGCUCCGGUUUGAUGUACCACAGCUAUACAAAUUUCAUAAGAAAAAGGAAGUAGACGUUGCUGUCGAUCUCUGGCGAUUUGUGCCCAAAGGUAAUCAAGGAAAGGGCACCUAGCAUCACAUCAAAUCAGGCACAAGUUAGAUCAUAGCGAAUGAAUAUGUAUGUAAAAUAGAUGCUGCAAUGUGUGAAUUUUAUCCGUCCAAUUUUAUUGAGUUCCUUUAGAUACAUGUAUUGUGAAACAAAUGAAAUAAAAUCAUUUAUAGUUUUAUUUC
Molecule: messenger RNA, 1094 nt
Organism: Carya illinoinensis
Lineage: Eukaryota; Viridiplantae; Streptophyta; Magnoliopsida; Fagales; Juglandaceae
Product: rRNA N6-adenosine-methyltransferase METTL5
Exons: 10
Coding region: 220-936 (238 amino acids)
Biological process (GO): rRNA methylation
Molecular function (GO): nucleic acid binding; rRNA (adenine-N6-)-methyltransferase activity
Source: RefSeq, a predicted model, not a curated record